UUAUUUGGAACCCCUGCAGAAGAAAGGGGUAGUGGAAAAGUCGUUUUAAUUAAAGCCGGUGCAUAUGAGGGAGUUGAUGUUUCAUUAAUGCAUUUAAUUUCUGCCAUAUUUUUUCAAUUUUCAAUUGCUAACACAAUGAUUGAUGAAUUUAUUAGUUCGAUAAGCGGAGGUUUUAUACCUUUUCUAGCGAUUCGUCGUGCAGAUGUUGAAUAUUUUGGGAAAGCUGCACAUGCUUCGG
Messenger RNA from Racocetra persica, 238 nucleotides. The record is from the annotation of a GenBank genome assembly. Lineage: Eukaryota; Fungi; Glomeromycota; Glomeromycetes; Diversisporales; Gigasporaceae.